This is a messenger RNA of Gallus gallus (chicken), 5116 nucleotides long. RefSeq names its product katanin catalytic subunit A1 like 1 (gene KATNAL1). NCBI's taxonomy places the organism in Eukaryota, Metazoa, Chordata, Aves, Galliformes, Phasianidae. Gene Ontology annotation, cellular component: microtubule; microtubule cytoskeleton. Gene Ontology annotation, biological process: microtubule severing. The transcript is spliced from 11 exons. The record is from RefSeq and is a predicted model, not a curated record. Gene Ontology annotation, molecular function: microtubule severing ATPase activity; microtubule binding; ATP hydrolysis activity. Bases 207 to 1676 code for a protein of 489 amino acids.
GCCGCCAUGGCAACCGCCCGUCGCCGCCACGCGCGCGCGUCCCUCUCUCCUUCCCCCCCAUCCCCCUUUACCCACCGCUCGACCCCCCCCCCCAGUCCCCACGCCCCCCUUCCUCGCUCUGCUUGAGCGCAGAAGGACCGCGUCCCCCUCCCCGCUCCGCCGGCGCCGGGACACGCACCCCGCUCCUCCCAGGUUUCUGAGAGAAGAUGAAUUUGGCAGAGAUCUGCGACAAUGCCAAAAAGGGAAGAGACUAUGCACUCAUUGGGAAUUAUGACUCUUCUAUGGUGUAUUACCAGGGUGUCAUCCAGCAAAUCCAGAGACAUUGCCAGUCGAUCAGAGAUCCAGCAAUUAAGGGCAAAUGGCAACAGGUUCGGCAAGAAUUAGUCGAAGAAUAUGAGCAAGUUAAGAGCAUUGUCGACACUUUAGAGAGUUUUAAAAUGGACAGACCUGCAGAUAUCCCUGUGUCCUAUCAAGAUGAGCCUUUUAGAGACCCUGCUGUUUGGCCACCUCCAGUUCCAGCUGAACACAGGGCCCCACCUCAGAUAAAGCGUCCCAACCGAGGAGCAAAGCCCUUGAGGAAGGAAUCCCCGGGCCUGCAGCCCCGUGGGCCCGUGGGCAGAGCACAGCCAGCAGUGAGGAGCGACAAACCUGCAGGCAGCCGUGACAGGGAGCCGAGGGCCAGAGGGAGGGAUGACAAGGGAAAGAAAAUACCCCAGGAAGGUGUUGCUGAUGAUGUUCUAAGAUUUGAUGGAGCGGGUUAUGACAAAGACUUGGUCGAAGCUCUUGAAAGGGACAUUGUGUCAAGGAAUCCAAGCAUUCACUGGGAUGACAUAGCAGAUUUGGAAGAAGCCAAGAAAUUAUUAAGAGAAGCUGUUGUUCUUCCAAUGUGGAUGCCUGAUUUUUUCAAAGGGAUCAGAAGGCCUUGGAAGGGCGUGCUGAUGGUUGGUCCACCUGGUACUGGCAAAACAAUGCUAGCAAAAGCUGUUGCUACAGAAUGUGGAACAACGUUCUUCAACGUGUCUUCCUCUACGCUGACAUCUAAAUACAGAGGCGAAUCUGAAAAGCUUGUCCGCCUCUUGUUUGAAAUGGCAAGGUUUUACGCUCCAGCAACAAUCUUCAUUGAUGAAAUUGAUUCAAUCUGCAGCCGCAGAGGCACAUCCGAUGAGCACGAAGCGAGUCGCAGAGUCAAGUCAGAGCUGCUUGUGCAAAUGGAUGGGGUAGGUGGUGCUUUGGAGAAUGAUGACCCUUCCAAGAUGGUUAUGGUAUUAGCUGCUACAAACUUUCCUUGGGAUAUUGAUGAAGCUCUCCGACGGAGACUGGAAAAAAGGAUUUAUAUACCUUUGCCCACAGCAAAAGGCAGAGCAGAACUACUUAAGAUUAAUCUUCGGGAAGUAGAACUGGAUCCUGACAUCAGCCUUGAGGAAAUUGCUGAGAAGAUUGAAGGCUAUUCUGGUGCUGACAUCACUAAUGUCUGCAGGGAUGCCUCUUUAAUGGCAAUGAGACGGCGUAUUAACGGCUUAACUCCAGAAGAGAUUCGGGCACUUUCUAAAGAGGAACUUCAGAUGCCAGUUACCAAGGGGGACUUUGAGUUGGCUCUGAAGAAAAUCUCCAAAUCUGUUUCUGCUGCAGACCUGGAGAAGUACGAGAAAUGGAUGGCGGAGUUUGGAUCUGCUUAAUCUCACCGACAGCUUUCCAUUGUAAGAGUUUUAUGGCUCUUGUUGUUUUCACUUGCAAUGUGAGUUAGAAAUCUUUUUAAAGGUUUAAUAAAAGGUCUGCCGUUCUCCCUGUCCCACCCCCACCCCUUCCUGGUGACAAGAUCUUUUAAACUCUAUUUGCCUUUAAAGGGACUGAACAUAAUAACAAGCUGAAACGGUUAAAAUAAAAACAAAAAAAAUAAAAAAUAAUGCCUGAAAUAGUAAAAGCAGACAAACAGGAGGGGAAUGAAUAUACUUCUGAGAAUAAUCACCUUAUUUUCCCAACGAAGAGCAGUGCUAUUUACCUCCUUACACUCAUCUUUCGUGGCUAGAAUCAAUAAAUCAGCUGGGGGAUGUGGCUCCACAGGAGCUAACAAGGGCUCGCUUACCCCCUGUUCCAAGUGCUGUGUUCUGUUGGGUUGCCGACUCCGCCUCCCCCAAACGUGGCAUCGAAGUUGCUGUUCCCUGGUGCUGUUUUCUGCUUGGAUUUCCAGAGCAAAAGCCUGAGGAUUAAUUGGCAUUUACACAGAGGAAGUGAGGAUCAGUUUUCCAUCAAGAUGCAGGCUCAGCUCUCCUCUCUUGUACACCCAUUUGGCUUUGAUGUCACUUCAGAUUGGAAUGAUGUUACCUGUGACUUCUCCUAAUGGAAAUGAGAAGGAGAGGAAAAGACCUUGAUUGCUUUCAUUCCAUGCUGAAUAUGGUUUGUACCACUUUGACCUGUAGGCACUUUGAAGUUUGACCAGUAGGCACUUUGACUUUAUAUUGUGCUUUUAUGUAGAAUCUUGAAUUUUGCUUUCUAAAUAUUAUUUAAAUAACAGUAGUGAAAACACUAAUAUGUCCUUAAAAUGUGUGGCUGUGGACUUCCAGGUCCUCUAGUUAGGCCUGAGUCCUUUCCCAGCUUUACUAAGCAAUGGUAUUUGCACUUGUUUAUGUCACAGAACUAUUUUUGUUAAACUCCUUAAAUGAAGGUUUCUUAAAAUGUAUAAAUGCAAUUAAUUUAGGGGAAUUAAUCUGUACAAUCUCUUACAUGUUCUUACGUGUUUCUUCCUGCCCCAAGUACAAGUGCAGGGAUGAGAAGGGUUAGGUUAUAAACUAUAGCAUGAUAAAUCCCCUCUGGAACAUAACUGUCAUGCUGACAGUAUGGACUUCUCGCAGCCUCAGACUGUGUGUCUGACUCAUGUAGGUUUCCUAAUGUAGGAAUGGGAAGGAUAGGUAAAAUUUACAGAGGAAUAUGGAAGCUCUGAAAUUCUUGGUGAUUUUGUAAGCAUGACACGAAGUGUCUUGGUAGAUCUGAGCUGUUCUGCAGUUGGGUGGGUUCUGCACCCUCUGGCUCUCUGCUGAGACUCCUGGUGACAUAGCCAGGUGUCGUAGGCUGGAGUAAGAAAUUGCUCUUGCUCAGAAAUGAGGCCAAGUAUUCAGAAUCGCCUACCAUGUCUUGGAUGGGAGUAUAUAUUUUUUUACUAGUGCUUGGUAGUUCCAAAUAAUGUUUGUAAUCCAGCACGUUGGUCUUUUGGGCCAUGACGUGUGAACCACUAACAUAAAUGCUGCUUUAGUGUGUCUGCUGUUCAGGAGCAAGGACAGUCAGGAUAUGUGCUUGACAACUCUGCAGCAUCCUUCUGAUUAUGCGAGCAACUUGUGUGGUUGUAGUAUCUUCUCUACUUUGUCAGCAAUCCUUUUUUCUUUCUUUCUCUGUAAAGACCACAGCUUGGAUGGAUCAUGCCAUUUUAAAGGGCUCCACUAAUUUGCAUGGAGAAACACCACAGAGAUUCUGUAAAUCCUGCAUUUGACACAAGACAGCUGGGGCUGUAGAGGCCUGCUUUUAUGUGGCCUUUCAGAAAUAUACUUUCCCCCAGACUGGUUGAAAUACAACUUCUGUCCCAAUCUUUCCAAGGAUUCCACUGGCUUUGUUACAUUCUUGACCAGUGAGAUUAGAGCAGGAAGAACAUCAGCUUUUCCCUUUUCACCUACAGAGAGAAAAUAAGAGCUCCAGUCACUUUUUGCCUGCCCAGUUUGCACCAACUGCACAGUAUAGUCUUUGCUCUUCAUAAUAUCUGCAACUGUUAGAAUGAAGCACUUCUGUCUGCCCUGGAAGAUGAGCAAGUGCAAAGCUGCAUUUGUCUCUAUCAUUUUUGGGUAAAUUACUACCAGGGCCAGCCUGUUCCUCCCAGGGAAUAGCUGGACCUUUAUAGAAGGAAAGCUUUGAAAGCGUUGCCACAGUGUGUCAUUUCUUCCUUAUGAAAGCUGUAGGCUGCAGCUAUUAUUCUUUUUUCCUUUUUUUUUCUUUUUGUUUUACUGCAGUAGAAAUGAGGAAAGCUGUAAGAGUCUUCUGCGGCCAGUGCCAGAUUAGCACUUCAGGGUUUCUCACUAGUGAGACAAGUACUGCCCAAGGAGCUUACUCUACACAGGCAAGAUCUAGAAGGAAAUAGACAUGAAUGCCUAUAACUCACACCAUUCAUCUGCCUGAGAGCAUUGCUGGAUUCAGCAGUUGCUACUUAGGAAGACGUAAGUACCAGCUUUCUCAGUUUCAUGUUGCAAGCAGCAGGGCCCUUGCUGCUGUUGAAAGCACAAUGUUUAGCAGAAAUGUCAUUUCUUGGCUUUUUGAUGAACCUUCUCCCUUAAGGUGUUGAACUAACCUCUUGCACGGUAAGCAGAAUACACUACACUGGACAUUCCUUCUAGUUGGAAUUAUUUGGGUGCUGCAGCCUUUCUCUAAAGAUCAUGAUUUGUACCUUAAAAGUGUUUUUUUUUUCUGUACAGAUCCGUUCAUUCUUUUCUACUGCAGAAUAGCAAAGUGGAAGUUUCCAGGCCAUAGAUAUUUGUCUAGGUGAUGGCUGUGCCCGAGUGUUACAGGGGGCCCCUGUAGAUUAGGCACCCCACAAGACAGAGACCAUCUCUAUCAUGCCAAGACUCUUCAGUGUAGGUGUCUGGCCCUAAUGCUGACCCUUUCAUCUCCACCCAGUCUCACCAUUGCACUCACCUAGGUGGGCUUGAAGAUUGAAUCGUUGCCUCUGGAAGAGAGCCAACAGUGGGAUGUAGCAAGGCACAAUUAGGGAAGGGAGGCCAGGCUAACAACGGGAGGAACGCGAGACCCAAAUGAUGAGCUUAUGGCUCAGUGCAAGUCCAGCUCAUGUCCCUUUGGGGGAAAGCCUUGUUUAAGGGUGCUUGAUUCAUUAGGGAACAGUGUACUAGCAUCUCAGCCUGCUGCAACAAUUUGUUUGCUCUGUGUAUAGAGCUGCAUACACACCUGUGUGUGUAUGUGUAUACGCACACAAGUUUGUACCUAUGUGACAUAAAAUCAAGUUCUAAAGCUGUGUUUACAUGUCUCUUUCUAAAUGUUUGUGAAAGCCCUCUUGGGUGGCACUGCUAAUUUUUGUACAAUAAGCAGUUUGAUUGUAUGAGGUAAUAAAUGUACAUAUAGAGUC